AUGUCGAAACAACUAUCAACAACAUUCACCACAACCCUAUCCCUAAUUGAACAAUUCCAAAAAGCCCUCACAACCCCACCAACCGAGUCCGCAGAUGCAAAAGACGCCAACAACAUCGAACCACUACCCCUCCUCGGGGCCUCGGCCACAGCACUCAGAGCCCACGUCACUAAACUUUCCCUACUAUCCAUAACUUCACCAUUCACGCACUCCGCCAUUGGCACUGUGCUCCGUGAACUGAAUGAGUCUGUCCUCCCAUCGCUUGUUACGGCCGCGCUCCUCCUCACGCCCGCGCAAUACACGAAGGCAUUCCAAUCUGAGGUCCUGGGCUUGGUUAAGGGUGUUCUUACAGAACUACUGUCUCUAGUUCGGGAAGUGCAGCGCGUCGAUGCUAAAAAGGAAGAUGAGAAGAGUGCGAAGAGUGAUCUGAGUAAAGCGGAGAAGGAUGUUGUUACGCGCGCGACUGGACGAGUCUGGGAUGCAUGUGAUGUUGUCACGGAUGUUUCGUCAAAGGGUGUUGUUGGGUUCGUGAUGCGUCGCGUUGAACAGUGGCGGGAUUUAGUUCGGGAUGCAGUUGAGGAGAUUGAGGAGUGGGAUCCUGAGGAUGAUGAUGAUGAGUUUAUGGAUGAGUUGCUUGGGGAUGAGAAGGAGGAAGAGUCGGAUGAUGAGGAGGAGAAUGCUGCGCUGCUGGAGCAUAAGAAGGUUACGCUGCGGUUUUUGAAGCCUGUUGCGCAGGUUUAUCCGGCUGUUAUUAAUAACCGGUUGAAGAAUGUUGGGGAGGCACCUCUAGCUUCUGAGGGUGGGAUUAAGAAGUUGGAGGCCUUGAUGGUCAAUCUACAGGCCAUUCCGGAUCAUGUUGAUGAGGCUGCGGGUGGGCUUUAUGAGGCGGAUUUCGAGAGGUCUGCUGGAUAUUUGCAGAAGACGAGGAAGUGUGCUGCUGCUGCUGUGGACUUGGUUAUGGCGCCUUGGGGUGCUGCGGAUGCGCCAGCUGAUAAGUUCGCUACCUGGGCCAAGACGUGGCUCAAGGUCGUUGAGGAAGUGAGCAAGACGAUUGGCGAGUGA
This is a messenger RNA of Penicillium salamii, 1062 nucleotides long. The record is from the annotation of a GenBank genome assembly. Lineage: Eukaryota; Fungi; Ascomycota; Eurotiomycetes; Eurotiales; Aspergillaceae.